This is a messenger RNA of Penicillium diatomitis, 774 nucleotides long. RefSeq names its product glutathione S-transferase family protein. Gene Ontology annotation, molecular function: glutathione transferase activity. The coding region runs from base 1 to 774 and encodes 257 amino acids. The record is from RefSeq and is a predicted model, not a curated record. Gene Ontology annotation, cellular component: cytoplasm. Lineage: Eukaryota; Fungi; Ascomycota; Eurotiomycetes; Eurotiales; Aspergillaceae. The transcript has 5 exons.
AUGUCAAGUCAAAAAUCUUAUCACACCAAAGCGACAGGAGAUGCUGCCGUCACGGUAGCCAACCAUUUAGCAGAGACAUCUCUCAAGCUCUAUGGAAGCUGUUUCUGUCCUUUCGUGCAAAGAGUGUGGAUAGCCCUCGAGGCCAAGGAGAUGCCCUAUCAAUACAUCGAAGUCGACCCGUACGAGAAGCCGCAGUCCUUGCUUGAAGUGAACCCACGAGGGCUUGUUCCAGCCCUGCGACACGGCGACUGGGGCUGUUAUGAAAGCAACAUCCUCAUGGAAUAUCUUGAAGACUUGAAGGGCGGUACGCCACUUCUGCCUGAUGAUCCAAAGACACGCGCGCAUUGCCGACUGUGGGCAGACCAUAUCAAUCGGAACGUUGUGCCAGGAUUCUAUCGGCUCUUGCAAGAACAGGACCCUGACAAACAGGUGGAGCAUGCCAUGGAGCUGCGAAAAGCUUUUGACACGCUGAUAAAGGCUGCCGAUGCCAAAGGACCCUUUUUCUUGGGCCCAGACAUCUCAUUCGUGGACGUCCAAGCUGCUCCUUGGGUAAUUCGGCUUCGCCGAGUUAUGAAGCCGUAUCGGGGAUGGCCGGAUGCCGAGGAUGGCACGCGAUGGGCGGAGUGGGUGAAUGCAAUCGACUCCAACAAGCAUGUCCAGGCGACCACGAGCACGGAUGAGCUUUAUCUGGACAGCUAUGCACGAUAUGCUGAGAAUCGACCCAACACGUCACAGGUCGCAAAUGCAAUCAACUCGGGCCGAGGACUUCCAUGA